ACAAUCAUACAAUUCAGAGACAUAAAAUAAAUAAAGAAGAAGAGAACAACAAACACUGAAGCAUUUCUCUAAAAUGAAAACGCCAAUUUAGCGAAAUGGCAGUGAAUUCGCUCUUAAACAUCUGUGCAGAUUGCGUGGCAAACUCAGCUGUCUUCUACCUGAGGGAGAUCCACUCCUUGCCCUCGGGCAUCAAGGACAAGCUGGUACAGAUAAUGUCUUCAAGAGGGACCAUCAGCGAUGGUAACAUCAGUGAGUUAUUGCAUCCAGGCUUACAGACACUGGAUCUUCAAUGCUGUCAAGUGUCAGACCUAGCUCUGGGCCGGAUCUGUUGCCCUCGUCUGAAAACCAUAUUCCUAAACAACAGUCCGGGGAUCACCUCAGAAGGCGUUCUUUCUCUGGCCUCCUCCUGCCCCAACCUCCAGAACGUGGAUCUCGGUGACUGUGUGGGCGUGGCAGACGAGGCAGUGCAGGCCCUGGCCCGGCGCUGUAAACACCUGGAGGUCCUUUCUUUGAGUGGAUGUCCUGCUGUGGGCGACGUUGGUCUGCAGGCACUGGCGGAGAACUGCAGCCUGCUGCACACGCUCCUCCUCUCAGGAACACGGAUUACAGAUGCAGGGAUCAUUGGACUUCUGAAAGGACUGUGCCGCAAUAACUUGUGUGAACUACAGGUGGCGCGAUGUCCAGUGCUGACAGAUGAGACGGUGAGGGCUGUCUUCAAAAACUGUCCCAAACUCAAAUGUUUUGUCUUCAAUGAUUGUCCCCACAUCACAGAUCAGAUUUGGCUACCAUUGGACGACAUUGGUCAACGCAACCUUCAAAAUCUGACCUGGACUGUGUAUUAGAAACAUUAGUAUUGAAGCUUCCAUGUUUUUGAUUGGAGAUGUUACACUUUAUAUUAUCACAUUGUUCCUAUAUUGACUUUUUUUCUCUUUUAUUUAUAUGCAUUCUUUGCUACUGAUCAAAACUUGUUCAUAGUAAUAAGUAAAAUAUUCUAAGUGAUGAAAGGGGCUGUGGUUACAGUUCAGGGCGUGGCCUCCUGCUGCUGUUUCAAAACUGCACUGGGAUUUUGUUUAAUUUAAAUAUAUUUAUCUAAAAUAAUUGUAUAAUGUUAUAAUUCCUAUUAUGGGAAUUUGAGAAGAAAAACAGAUUUCACAUUAAAAACUUGCAUUCG
Gadus morhua (Atlantic cod) is the source of this 1171-nucleotide messenger RNA. RefSeq names its product antagonist of mitotic exit network 1 homolog (S. cerevisiae) (gene amn1). The transcript has 7 exons. The coding region runs from base 96 to 842 and encodes 248 amino acids. Gene Ontology annotation, biological process: SCF-dependent proteasomal ubiquitin-dependent protein catabolic process. Lineage: Eukaryota; Metazoa; Chordata; Actinopteri; Gadiformes; Gadidae. The record is from RefSeq and is a predicted model, not a curated record. Gene Ontology annotation, molecular function: protein binding. Gene Ontology annotation, cellular component: SCF ubiquitin ligase complex.